This is a messenger RNA of Peniophora sp. CBMAI 1063, 2415 nucleotides long. The record is from the annotation of a GenBank genome assembly. NCBI's taxonomy places the organism in Eukaryota, Fungi, Basidiomycota, Agaricomycetes, Russulales, Peniophoraceae.
AUGCCCAACCUUCGCCACAUCGACUACCACGCCCACGGCCUCUCUCUCGGGGACUUCAACGACGCCCGCUGGCUUGCUCUCACGAAGCUCGCGCGCCUCAUCCCCUACUUCGUUCUCUACUCGCUCAUUGUCGUAAUCUUUACCGUCUUUGUCCGCCUUGUCCGCCAUUUGCGACGUCGCACUCGUCGCAAGAGACUCGACGCCGAACAUCAGAGCCUCGAGUUCACCCGUCUUCAACAGCAACUCGCUGCCAAGGAUCGUCAGUCCCAUGUCCUCAGGCGCAUUGGCAACCGCAACUACACUCGCAUGGUCGACGCCCGCGCUGCUCAGCGCCGGACGCAGGCACAGCUCACCCAGCACCAGAACAACGCUGUGCUCGCUGCUCAUCGGCACGCCUUCCAGCUCGUGGCCCUUCAGACCUCCCGCGCUGCUUCUGAUAUGGCAUCUACUACUCAACUCGCUACGCAGUCUCAAUUGUUUGACGCCCAGCUCCACGAUGUGCGUCGCCAUGUCCUCAAGGCUGCCGCCUCGGCCGCUGCUCAAGUUGCCCUCCGCAACGCGGCUUCCGCCGAGCUCGUCGACCGGUCUCAUCGCCGCACAUAUCAGUCUGCUGCGUCCGCUGCCGCGCGCAUAGCCGCUCGCAAUGCUUCUACUCUUGAGCUUGCCGAGCAGUCUCGUCGCCAUGACCAAGAGCUUCUGGCCGCACGUCGGGCCACAUUCAUAGCCGUCGCUCAGACCACCGCGUCCUUUGCCGCCAACAAGUCUCUCUUGGCCCAGCUUGCCAUUACCCAGUCUCAGCUCCGCGACAACCAAGCAGCUCAGUCUCUCGCGCUUCAAGCUCUCGGUGCGAACUCCUUCGAGGAGGCCAUCCACAACAAGCGUAUCUGCGACGAGGAGCACGCGAAGGCGCUCGAAAACCAGACGGCGGUCCUCAAACUCACGUUCGGCAUCAUGGAGGUUACUCACACUGAGGAGCUCGCCGCGAAGGAUUAUGAACUUCACGUUCUUCAGCAGCGCUCGGCCGAGCAGGCCGCCGCUCACGCAGCAUACCAGGCAGAGACACGAGAGCGUGAGGCUCAACUUACAUCGGCGCUUGCUUUCCGCACCACGGAGUUCGAGUCUCUUCAACAACGCUCCGACAAGCAGACCCGCAAAUACGCAGCUGAGCGGGCGGGCGCACAGGAGCGCGAGACGUGUCUCACUGCCGAGCUCUUUUCGCUCUCGACCGACCUCAAGUUUGCUCAUGAGGAGCUCGAGGCCGUCAACAUCGAGUGCGCUACAUACCAGGAGAAGCUUCACGCCGCCGACGUCCUUGCCGACAAGCGCGAGGCACGCAUCGCUGUGCUCAAGGCUAACGUUCAGGAGCUCGGGGCCUGCGCGAAAGACCUCAGCUCCAACUACGAGGAACGCCUCCGCAUCGCAGACCAGCAUGCACGCGACCAGCAUGAGACCAUCAUUUCUUUGCGCGAGCAGCUCGACGAGCUUCAGUGCGCUGCCGCUCCCACGGUGGCCGCUCAGCCCGAUGGUGGCCUUCCCUCGCCUCCUCCUAGUCCCGCAGCCCCUCUAUGUUCUACCCUCUCCGACGACGGUCUCGACCCGAGCUACACCUCCAUUGAUGACGAGGACGACGACAUCCCUAUAACGACGCUCACUCGCCUUCCGCCGCCGCCUCCCGUGGACGCCCGCAACCGGCGCUGGAUCGGCCCGAGUCUCCGGCGCGGUGUUCUCAUCUGCGGCGUGUUCUCUGGCUAUGGCCCUCCUCUCGUCGACAAGCCUUCUCCCGAGCGCAGACUCGAGCUCAUCAUCGACGACAUCGGCGACGUGGGCCUUCCUGGCAACCUUCCUGAGCUUCCUCUGUCCGCGCUGCCGCCGCCUCCGCCGUCGCCAAAGACGUACCCGCGCCCCAAGACGCCCCAUCGGACUCGGACCUCGCGACGUUCUGAACGCCGCAACACGCAGCAUACUACGCUCGCUUCAUCACACACACUUGCAACACGCUCCCGCAUUCGUUUCUCUCUUCUUUCUCUCUUCAUCUCUCGAUUUCUAUCACGCGAUAUACACGCCGCGCUCGUUUCCAUCUCUCAUCUCUAUCUCCUUGCACAUUUCUCUCAGAUCUAUAAUGCUACAUACAUCGCCACCCGGCGCCCACAAGCUACCCGCACAUCCGCAUCCCUCGUGUCCUUGGAUACCCGCGCCGCCGCUCAACACAUGCGUGCUCACCGCCUUGAGCCGGCGCAAACGGCUCCGCGUACUUCGGCCAAGUACCGGACUCCUCCUCGACUCAGCGCUAGCGCUGCAGUUCGCCGCCCGUUGCCUUCUAUUGGGCUUCUCACGGCGCCUUCCUUCUUCGGCGCCUCUUCGCCGCUUGCGGCUGUGCUUUCGUCUUGCUCUCGCGCUUCCGUAUCUGCAUCAUGA